Parathielavia appendiculata is the source of this 408-nucleotide messenger RNA. RefSeq lists its product as uncharacterized. The annotation marks the transcript as partial. The transcript has 2 exons. The record is from RefSeq and is a predicted model, not a curated record. Lineage: Eukaryota; Fungi; Ascomycota; Sordariomycetes; Sordariales; Chaetomiaceae. Gene Ontology annotation, cellular component: mitochondrial inner membrane peptidase complex.
ACUUCGUCAAGAGUUGUCUCCUCGACUUCAUUAAGUAAGCGAGCGCCGACUGUCGCGACACCAGCGCCUCGUAUCGUCUGCAUCCCUUUGGACGACGGGCCUGCUGGGAUGGCGCCGCCUUGCCCAACCUUCCCUGCCGGCCACCUCUCGGGCGCGGUGCAAAUCAGUGCCGAUGGAAAAGUGCGGAAGACGGAAAAUGGGCGUCGAAUUGAUUUGGCGAGGGAUUGUGAGCUAUUCGAGCUCGUGCAGUACGAAUGCGUGGUCCGGCAUCCCGAGUUGGCCGAUAGCCCGGUGCAGUGCUGGCCGGUCCAGCGCUGGUUCCGCAGCUGUCAGGACAAAAAGGGCGGUUUUAUGGCAGAAACGACAACUUGGGAAGGAACCGCAGCUCGAGCUAGCACCACAAUGCCA